CGGCGGCGGGCGGCUCUAUUAAUGGCGGGGCUGCCCCGCCGCCGCCGCCACCUCCAUCGCCACUGAGCGCCCCCUCGCGAGGAGCAUGCAAUGCUCGCCGAGCCUGGUGGCGGCUCUCAGCUCCUUGCUGGUGGCCUUGGGGCUGCUGCAUCUGUGGCUGAAUGGCCACACGCCCUGCCGCUACGGGAAGCACGAGGACCAGCAGGCGGAGGAGGAGAGGGACGCCGCUGAUAAGACGACGCCGAAGCGCCGCGCCCACUUGCCCGCCCGAUGCGCCUGGUUCUUCCAAGAGCUGCCCUCGUUCCUGGUGCCCGCGCUUCUGCUGGCGCUGCGCAAGCCGCCGCGCUUGGCGCCCCUCGGCUGCAGGCUCCUGGGCGGCAUGUUCUGCGGCCACUACUUCCACAGGACAUUCAUUUACUCCUUCCUCCGAAGAGGCAGACCUUUCCCAUUGGAGACAGUUUUUCUCGGCAUGCUGUUCUGUAUCUAUAACGGCUUUCUUCAGGGUUACUACAUGAUUUACUGUGCUGAAUACCCAGAUGACUGGUACAAUGACAUCAGAUUUACAUCAGGUAUCUUGUUGUUUUUGUUUGGCAUGGGAAUCAAUAUUCACAGUGAUCUCCUCCUGCGUCAGCUAAGAAAACCUGGGGAGCUCAGUUACAAAAUCCCACAAGGAGGAUUGUUUGCAUAUGUAUCAGGAGCAAAUUUCUUUGGUGAGAUACUGGAAUGGUUUGGCUAUGCUAUAGCAACCUGGUCCCUACCAGCUUUUGCCUUUGCCCUUUUUACACUCUGCUUCAUUGGGCCACGUGCUUAUCAUCACCACAGAUACUAUCACAAGAAGUUCACUGGCUAUCCAAGAUCAAGAAAAGCCUUGAUCCCAUUUAUAUUCUAGACGCCAAUUAUCUGGACUUUGGGGGGUGGCUGUUGCGUGUCCUUUUACUGGCUAGCUUUAAUUAUGAAGUUUAUUGUUAAGUGUAAAAUGCUGAUGUGAGAUUCAAAGGGAAAGAAACUAGAAUAGUGUUAUGUUGCCCUGUACUGAGAGAGUUGUUGCUUGAUGGAAGCUAUUGUAGUACAAAUGGUAGUGUCUUAGGACCAAACUGCCAGUAAUAGACAGCUCUGUAAUUCUUCUUCAUAAUUUUUUUAAACAGAAAAACAGGUGUGGUCUUGAGAGAGCACGAGUGAUGUGAGCAGGUACUUAACCCUUUUAGCCUGCACUAUUUUUCUGCUCAGAAUUUCUACACACACAAAACUGCUUUUCUCCUGCCACUGAAAACAUGACAUCCCUGCAUCUUUUCUCCUGUGGGCGAGAAACAGCUUGGUAGGUAUCCUGUCAUGACAAUCAGAAACAGGAGAUCAGGUAGCAGAUCAGGGUAGACGCACAGGACCUCAGACCACUUCAAGUUGGCAACCUGCUCCAACAUGUUCUAGAGCUCCAUAAGGCCUUGUUACUCCUCUUAAUUAUCUGCAUUCCGGGGUCCACCCUGUUCCUAAAGAGUGGAGAGCCUUAAAGGCAUAGUCCUUUGGCCUGGUGCCAGUGCUCUAUUAUGUCUUGACCAGCUCCUGCCUUAUGUAUUGUCUGUGCUGUCAAAUAGGCACAGGGGAGUGUGAGACCUAUGAUGUAAAGGCAGCUGAUGCCUUGGAGAAGUUUUGGCUCUGGGGCUGCUGUCCUUGGACGUUCCCCUUCAGGUGCUGAAGGGGCUCCCAGCCAGCAGGCUUAGGCUGGUGUCAGGGCCUGGGUUCCACACCUCUGUGAAUUGUAAUGCUGGCUCACUUGAUCCACCUGGCUCUUCCUCUUCUCUGUCAGAGUCUUGGCCACUGCUCAGGAUCACAACGGGGGCAGGAUUUUCAGCAAAUAGAAGGAAGGGAAAGGGUUAAUCUUCCUGCCACCAGUUGCUUGCUCCUGGUUUUCACAUGGCUGCUUUUGUAAAUAAUAAAAAUAACGUCCAGCACCAUGGAAGAAAUAAAUAUAUAACACAUGUAGCCAGGCCCUUGAAGGUGUGAAGAAUAGCUGCUCAUCAUUAAGUUAUUCAGCAGCUGGUUACUUCCUGCCACAUUUGAAACGUUGCCAGCUAGUGAUGCUGCUUUUUGUUUGGAGGAAUGAUGGAAGUUUCAUCAGGGCCUGUCUGUCAUUGUUACUGCAGGACUUAUUUAAGAAUCUAAAAGGAAAGAUCUAUUUUGCAAACGGUAAUUUGUCUAUUCUUCUCCUGUGAUCUUCCCUAUAAAGACCAAGAGACCAUUCAUUAAAAAGGUGAUUCUUGGUUCCAAGACCUCCUGCUGAUGAGAAUAGUUUUUCGUAUAUAUAUUUUUCCCCAGCUGGACUGCUGCUGGAACUAAUUAUGAUCAAGAAUGGGCUGUUGUAUUAAAAAAAAACACUCAAAUAAUUUAACUGGACAUGUCAUUUCCUUGUAAACGUGGUUCAUGAACUGAAUAAGAAAUAAAAUAAUGAAU
Molecule: messenger RNA, 2445 nt
Organism: Rhineura floridana
Lineage: Eukaryota; Metazoa; Chordata; Lepidosauria; Squamata; Rhineuridae
Gene: SRD5A2
Product: steroid 5 alpha-reductase 2
Exons: 5
Coding region: 86-889 (267 amino acids)
Biological process (GO): steroid biosynthetic process
Cellular component (GO): membrane
Molecular function (GO): 3-oxo-5-alpha-steroid 4-dehydrogenase activity
Source: RefSeq, a predicted model, not a curated record